Cotesia glomerata is the source of this 939-nucleotide messenger RNA. RefSeq names its product rhodanese domain-containing protein CG4456-like. NCBI's taxonomy places the organism in Eukaryota, Metazoa, Arthropoda, Insecta, Hymenoptera, Braconidae. The transcript has 4 exons. Gene Ontology annotation, molecular function: thiosulfate-cyanide sulfurtransferase activity. The coding region runs from base 276 to 812 and encodes 178 amino acids. The record is from RefSeq and is a predicted model, not a curated record. Gene Ontology annotation, cellular component: mitochondrion.
AAAAAUACUUUUUGUAAAAUUGACAACUUUCUUUUGUUGACAUUUGGGAGAAGCAUUGUAAAUAAAUUGCAUUGUUGUAACUGAACAAUUAAGCAGUUGUAUUUAUUAACAAUACUUCCAAUUAGCCGAACAUUUGUUCGAGUAAAGAUAAUAUGCAAUAAAAAAAUUAUAUAAUUGGAGUAAAAAAAACAAGGACAAGAUUAAAAGAGAAAACGGAGGAAGAUAUUGUUGAAUAAUAAUAAUCAUUAUUGCUUUUAGUAUUUAUUGAUAUUGUUAUGAAUAAUUUAAUUAUUCGAAAUUAUCGGGUUGUGUUGUUGCGAUGUUGUGGUUAUAUUUGUAAAGAUAAAGAUAAAUUAUGUAAAGUAUUUAAUGUUGGGGGACUUAAUCAAUUUACAAAAAGUAGAGUGGGAUUAGUAAGCAGUGUGAAUUAUUCGACAAAACUUGAAAAUAUGCGAGGUCAGGGUGAUGAAAAAAAUAUAAUUGGUUAUGAAGAACUUCUAGCCGAUCAGAAAAAUGAUAAAGUUCUGAUAAUUGAUGUUAGAGAGCAAAAAGAAAUUGAUGAAACUGGAAAAUUACCUCGAAGUAUUCAUAUACCCAUGGGAAAUGUAACACAAAUGUUAAAUCUAACGGAUGAAGAAUUUAAAAAUCAGUUUAACAAAUCAAAACCUCACAAGGAUACUAAAAUAGUAUUGAGUUGUAGGUCUGGAAUGAGAAGUGCUAAUGUGCAACAGGAAUUAUUGAAACUUGGAUAUGAAAAUGCGUACAAUUAUAUCGGAGGUUGGUCUGAAUGGGAAAGUAAACAAAAAUCAUAAUCUUUGUUACAUAAAAAUAAAUACUCAAGAUUAAUGAUACUCAUUGAAAUUGAUUAUUUAAGUUAAAAUUGGUAAACAAGUAUAUAAUACUUAAAUAAUUAAAUGAAUUAAUCUAAUAAUAAAAAAA